AUGAAAGGCCCCCGCUGUGUCGUGGAGGGCUGCGAGUCCGUCGCCAGUCGAGCCCCCCCCGGCGGCACCGCUGGAAUCGUCUGCAUCCAGCACUCGCAGCCGGGGAUGGUGAACUUGGUCAACUGGACGCAGUGCUCGGGUUCGAACUGCGGGAAGUAUCCUACCUACGGGGUAGAGGGGACCAGCAACCGGGAAUAUUGCCGGGAGCAUGCGUUGUCCGGGAUGGUGGACGUGCACCGCAAGAAGUGCGCCGUCGAGAACUGCCCCACGCGAGCAUCGCACGGGGUGAAGGGCUCGGGGAAGCGGCAGUACUGUGCGAUGCACGCGGCGGAAGGCAUGUCGGACGUCGGGCAGAAGUUGUGCCGCUUCAGCAGCCAGGAGGAAGGGGACUGCGAGUCGAUCGCGCGCUACGGGGUCCGCGGCAGCAAGAAGCGGGAGUUCUGCUCCCAGCACUCUCCCGAGUGGAUGGUGAACUUGAAUGACAAGCUGUGCCUCUUCGGCGGCUGCUCUAGGCUUCCCACGUACGGGCAGCGGGGGACGAAGGCUCUGCGCCGAGCCGUCGUGCACGAGCCAACCGACCUACGGGAACCCGGGGAGCCGGAAGCGGGAAUUCUGCCGCCGGCACGCGCUCGAGGGGAUGACCGACUUGGCUCACAAGACGUGUGCCCAUGCCGGGUGCAAGAAACACCCCAAGUACGGGGUCCAGGGCAGCAACCGGCGAGAUUUCUGUUCCCAGCACGCGAAGCGAGGUAUGGUGCACCUGGGGAACAAGAAGUGCAUGCAGCGGGGUUGCCAGCUGCGCCCCGACCACGGCAACCCCGGGACAAAGAAGCCGGAGUUCUGCUCCCAGCACAAGAAGCAAGGUAUGGUCAAGGUGGCUGACGUGGUCACGGCCGCUCCCCUCGCGCCAGACAGCACGCAGAGUACAGAGAAGCGGAAGAUCAAGCCGAACCCCUCUGAACGCCCCGUCGAUCUUAAAAGGGUAAAGCGCAAUCCGGAGAGCAUAGAAUUGCCCGGUUUCUCGUUUUCACGAGAUCCACCGGCGGUUGCACCGGCAACCGGACCUCUGGAUUUGCGCGCGGUGGCCGCCUCACCUGCCGUUUUCACCACGUUUUCUUCCACUGCUGCCUCCGGAGCUUCUUCCGCUGCUGCUGUUGCUGCUGCUGCUGCGGCGGCGGCGGCCGUAGCCGCGGCACGGGGGGUGGCGAUGACGACGGUUGCGGUGGGGGGGGUAGAAACGGCGGGCAGAGCGAGGGUGUUGGAAGCGGCACCAAGGGGGGCAACUGGCGAUACAAAGAGCGCCGCGACCUUUCAGUUUUCACCGGGAAGCAGCGGGGGAAGCACUGGAAUGACCGCAGGGCUCAGGACGGCACAACAAGGUGACCUCGGUGCCUCGCGGGCUUGUCAGGGCAGCGGUGAGGUGACCGAUGUGCACAACGGAGGUGUUGUAGCUGGAGCCGUUGCCAAUUACCAAGGCGAACACGGCGGAGAAGGCGCGCCCGCCGCUUUCAGGGGGCAACGAGCUGAUGGUGCUGGGAACGUGGCCGCUUCGCAUGGAGUAGCACGAGGCGCUGUUGGUGCAACCAGUCUC
Ectocarpus siliculosus is the source of this 1591-nucleotide messenger RNA. The record is from the annotation of a GenBank genome assembly. NCBI's taxonomy places the organism in Eukaryota, Phaeophyceae, Ectocarpales, Ectocarpaceae.